Molecule: messenger RNA, 2310 nt
Organism: Puma concolor (puma)
Lineage: Eukaryota; Metazoa; Chordata; Mammalia; Carnivora; Felidae
Source: RefSeq, a predicted model, not a curated record
AGGCAGGAAGACAGGACCAUGUCGAAGGGCCCCGGGCCCGGCGGCUCCGCAGCUUCCUCGGCGCCCCCGGCCGCUACCGCUCAGGUGCUGCAGGCACAGCCCGAGAAACCGCAGCACUACACGUACACCGGUUCCAACCUGCUGGGGCCGGUCCCAACCGCCUCUAACUGCCACCAACCCCUGGUCGGGCCGUGCCCAUUCCUGCACAGGACCACAGGGGACACUGAGCGCAGGUACCACUUGCGUUACUACAAAACUGGAAUCUGUAUCCACGAGACAGACUCAAAAGGCAACUGCACCAAAAACGGCCUGCACUGCGCUUUCGCCCACGGGCCCCAUGACCUCCGCUCCCCUGUCUACGACAUCAGAGAGCUCCAGGCCAUGGAGGCCUUGCAGAACGGCCAGACCACAGUAGAGGGCAGCAUAGAGGGCCAGACGGCUGGGGCUGCAAGCCACGCCAUGAUAGAAAAAAUCCUCAGUGAGGAGCCUCGGUGGCAAGAAACUGCCUAUGUGCUGGGGAACUAUAAGACGGAGCCGUGCAAGAAGCCCCCGCGGUUGUGCCGCCAGGGUUAUGCCUGUCCCUACUACCACAACAGCAAGGACCGGCGGCGGAGCCCCCGGAAACACAAAUACAGGUCAUCUCCAUGUCCGAACGUGAAACACGGGGAUGAGUGGGGAGACCCCGGCAAGUGUGAGAAUGGAGAUGCCUGCCAGUACUGCCACACCCGCACGGAGCAGCAGUUCCACCCGGAGAUCUAUAAAUCCACCAAGUGCAACGACAUGCAGCAGUCGGGCAGCUGUCCCCGAGGACCUUUCUGCGCCUUUGCCCACGUAGAACAGCCACCCCUCAGUGACGACCUGCAACCUUCCUCAACUGUGUCCAGCCCCACUCAGCCGGGUCCUGUCUUGUACAUGCCAUCUGCUGCCGGAGACUCCGUGCCCGUGAGCCCCUCCAGCCCGCAUGCCCCUGACCUCAGCGCCCUCCUCUGUAGAAACAGCAACCUAGGCAGCCCAUCUAACCUCUGUGGCUCCCCCCCGGGCUCCAUCAGGAAGCCCCCGAACCUGGAAGGCAUUGUCUUCCCUGGGGAGUCUGGCCUUGCCCCUGGCAGCUAUAAGAAGGCUCCUGGCUUUGAGAGGGAAGACCAGGUGGGAGCCGAGUACCUGAAAAAUUUCAAAUGCCAGGCCAAGUUAAAACCCCACUCACUAGAGCCCAGGAGCCAAGAGCAGCCUCUGCUUCAGCCCAAACAGGACAUGCUGGGCAUCCUUCCCGUGGGCAGCCCCCUGACCUCAAGCAUCUCUUCUAGUAUCACCUCCAGCCUGGCAGCUACGCCCCCUAGCCCUGCUGGCACCAGCAGCGUCCCUGGCAUGAAUGCAAAUGCUCUGCCCUUCUAUCCCACCAGCGACACGGUAGAGUCGGUCAUAGAGUCUGCCCUGGAUGACCUGGACCUGAAUGAGUUUGGGGUGGCUGCCCUAGAGAAGACUUUUGAUAACAGCACGGUGCCCCACCCAGGCAGCAUCACAAUUGGUGGCAGUUUGCUGCAGAGCUCUGCACCCGUGAAUAUCCCUGGCUCCUUGGGCAGUUCUGCUUCCUUCCACUCAGCAUCCCCGUCCCCUCCUGUCAGCCUCUCCUCGCAUUUCCUGCAGCAGCCCCAGGGCCACCUGAGCCAGUCCGAAAACACAUUUUUGGGGACCUCAGCAUCACAUGGAUCUUUGGGUCUGAACGGGAUGAAUAGCAGCAUCUGGGAGCAUUUUGCCUCUGGUAGCUUCUCCCCAGGCACUUCUCCUGCCUUCCUGUCAGGGCCAGGGGCUGCUGAGCUGGCCCGGCUGCGGCAAGAGCUCGAAGAAGCCAACAGCACCAUCAAGCAGUGGGAGGAGUCCUGGAAGCAGGCUAAGCAGGCUUGUGAUGCCUGGAAGAAGGAGGCAGAGGAGGCCGGUGAGCGGGCCAGCGCAGCAGGUGCUGAGUGCGAGCUGGCCCGGGAGCAGCGGGAUGCACUGGAGGAGCAGGUUAAGAAGCUACAGGAAGAGCUGGAGCGGCUGCACUCAGGCCCCGACCCACAGGCCCUGCCCACCUUCUCCGACCUGGAGGCCCUCUCACUCUCCACCCUCUACUCCCUCCAGAAGCAGCUGCGGGCCCACCUGGAACAAGUGGACAAGGCCGUGUUCCACAUGCAGUCGGUGAAAUGCCUUAAGUGUCAGGAACAGAACCGAGCGGUGCUGCCGUGCCAACACGCCGUGCUGUGUGAGCUCUGUGCCGAGGGCAGCGAGUGCCCGGUCUGCCAGCCUGGCCGGGCCCACGCCCUCCAGUCGUGA